AUGAAUGAAAACAAAGAUGUAAACAUUGACGAUAAACUUGCCCAGAGCAUAGUUGAUGGCAUCUGUGAUUUUGAAGUACAUAAUGACGGUGGAAACAUGAAUUUAGAAAAAGAAGUUACAUUAUUCACACUGUUUCAAGCAAUUAAUUCGUUACCUAAUCAUUUAAUUAAUGAAGCAUACGAUAACGUUUAUAACUUCUGCAGUUUAACAGAAAAUGCAAAAAGUAAUUUUGAAAAAGCACGUGAUAGAUAUGCACAUUUAAUGACUUCUCCAUUUGUUUUAGUGAAGAUUCUAAAACUAUACCAAAAGGAAUAUUAUGAUGAAUAUGUUUUACCUUUAUUACGUAAGCCAAAAAUAACAUUUGAUAUAAAACUUGAUGAUUCAUUCUUGAUAACAGAUAUUAGACGCAAGGCUGAAAAUCAUCAGUAUAAAAACAGUUCUGAAGUAAUUGAGGAUUUAUCACGUGUAAUCCGUUUUGUAGAUUGUGGAAACAAAUACUUCAUUCAGAAAGAUUACAACAUACACGACAAAAUGAAUCAAAUAUCAUUCGUUCUUCAAUCAAACAUGAAAGAGUCACUCAAAAUGAUUAAAUUAUUUAAAGAAGAAGGUAAAACCAUAACAGCAUGGGACGUACUACUAAAUCAAUUAUCCUCAUUAACAGUUAAAGGUGUUUGCUUUAAAUCUGAUUCCCCAGAUGUUUUCUCAACGUUUCAGGGUUAUAAAUACAACAUUCUUGAAAAGCCUGAUUACUCAAAAAUUGAGAUGUUUAUGAAUUUCAUUAAAGAAGCCAUUUGUGAUAAUAACGAUGAAAUGUAUAAAUACCUUCUCGGCUGGAUUGCAUCAAUGAUUCAACAUCCUGGAAUCAAGAAUGAAACAGCAAUUAUUUUGAAAGGACUUCAGGGAACAGGUAAAAACAGAUUUACAGACAUUAUUUCUGAACUUCUCGCUGGUUAUUCAUGUAAAAACAUUACUGAAAUAAGUGAGCUAACGGGUAAUUUCAAUUCGGUUGUUGAAAAUAAAAUGUUUCUUGUACUUAAUGAACUCAAGAAUGUUGGUGAAGACAGACUCGCAAACUUCAACGCUUUGAAAUCAAUUAUUACGGAUAAUCAAAUUAGAAUUAAUGAAAAGAAUCAACCCAGAAGAACAGCACAGAACGUUGCAAACUUCAUUUUCGUAACUAACAACGUCUACCCUGUCAAAAUUGAA
Molecule: messenger RNA, 1206 nt
Organism: Trichomonas vaginalis G3
Lineage: Eukaryota; Parabasalia; Trichomonadida; Trichomonadidae
Exons: 1
Source: RefSeq, a predicted model, not a curated record